AGAGUAAGACAGUUGUCGGUCACGUGGUCGGUCACGUGGUGUUCAUGCUAAUGGUGCUCGUGAUGUUUUGACGCCGGUGUGAGUGAGCGACAAGAACACACAUUUCCCGUUCCGCUUAAAACGCGGCUCUGCUCCGAGUACCGACGGCGUCGUUCCGUUCUCGACAUCCACCAUGAGCCUCCGUUGCUUUUCAUUGUCGUAAUUACGCAUGGAGAACUCUGAGGGCGGCACGUCGUCGGAGCCCGACGGUGACACGCCGCAAACGUCAUCUUGCCCGAACCGAGCAUCCGACCCGGCGCGGCCUUCGUCUUCCGAGCACCGUGAGCCCAGGAGACUGCGUGAAGCCAAGCAGCAUCACCAAGAACGGCGGCGACGACGGCGGGGGGAGGGACAGGAACAGCUGCUCCGAGAGACUGCGCGCCGGAGGUUGCCGGGCCAACGCGAGCACUCGGAGGCGUGCGGCUCAGUGAGCGACGCAGCGGAAAGUUCGCCUAAGAGGAGAGCUCACUUCCUUCAUGGACCCUAUCCAGCCACUCACUUUGGACCCAAAGCCUGCAUUCUUCCCAACCCCACUUCAGUCAUGCACAUCCAAGACCCUUCAAGCCAGCGUCUCACCUGGAAUAAACCUCCCGUCAACGUCCUGGUCAUCAGGAAGAUUCGAGACGAGACCCUGGCGGAGCCUUUCAAAGAGUUGUGUCGCUUUCUAGUGGAGGAGAAGCAAAUGAUGGUGUACGUGGAGCGGCGCGUGGCCGACGACGGGACACUGUCCAAGGACGAAAGCUUUGGCUCCAUCCGAAACCAGCUGUGCACGUUCAGAGAGGGCUACGACGACAUCUCGGACUGCAUCGAUCUGAUCAUCUGCCUGGGCGGCGACGGCACGCUGCUCUACGCCUCUUCUCUCUUCCAGGGCAGCGUUCCCCCGGUGAUGGCGUUCCACCUGGGCUCCCUGGGCUUCCUGACGCCCUUUAAGUUUGAAUCGUACAAGACCGAAGUGGACAAAGUCUUUGAAGGUAACGCGGCUAUCACCUUGCGGAGUCGGCUGAAGGUGAAAGUGGUGAAGGACAUGUUCCCACCGCAGCAGCGGGAACAGGAACAGGAAAUCAACGGGCUCGUUCCUCACCGUUACACCAACAGCGAAGCGGGCAAGGUCACCCUGCAGCUUCAGGUUCUGAAUGAGGUGGUGGUGGACCGCGGGCCUUCCUCCUACCUGUCCAAUGUGGACUUAUACCUGGACGGGCGUCUCAUCACCUCCGUGCAAGGCGACGGCGUGAUCGUCUCCACGCCAACGGGCAGCACGGCGUACGCGGCGGCGGCGGGGGCGUCCAUGAUCCACCCCAACGUGCCGGCCAUCAUGGUGACGCCCAUCUGCCCGCACUCGCUCUCCUUCAGACCCAUCGUGGUGCCCGCCGGAGUGGAGCUCAUGAUUACCUUAUCUCCUGACGCCAGGAAUACAGCCUGGGUGUCGUUCGAUGGCCGGAAGAGACAAGAGAUCCAGCACGGCGACUGCAUCAAGAUCACGACGUCAUGCUACCCCGUGCCGUCCAUCUGCUGCCACGACCUGGUGUACGACUGGUUCGAGAGCCUGGCCCAGUGUCUGCACUGGAACGUGCGCAAGCAGCAGACGCGCCUGACUGAGGCGUCCGACACGUCGGACACGGAGAACUGAGCCUGUCCCGCACCACGCACGCCUUCCUCUACUCACCCACCCCCCCCCCCCCCAUCUCAUUGCAGAUCCUGAGCCAGCUGCCGCAACUGUGACGGUAAUCACCUCCCCAUUGCGUCCUCUUUUUUACAUUCCACACUGUGUUGAAUUCAGAGAAACAUCAGUGUAUAUAUUUGUACAGAUUCUAUUAUAGUUCCUAGUUAUUUCAUAUCGUAUUUAUAUAUUUUCAGAGUCUCGCAGCACCAAAUAGAGCAGUGUUUCCCCAAUAUUCCUUGAGCCAUCGGAAAAAUUUUCCUGGGAUUACGCUUGACGCCAGUGAUAUGCGAAACAGGAUUGAUGAAUUAAACCUAACAACAGAUUCCACCAGAUGGCGCUAAACUAAUAGCCCAUAUUCUCAGCUUCAGCGAAUACUUAAGAAUCGGGUCCCCCCCAAAAAACAUGGACAUUUGAAUUAGUUUAUAGCGACAAAUGGCUCUGAAUAUUCCGAACCCAAGCUUACUGGCAGCCCAAAUUGGCGGUUAAAAAUAAAGAUGGAACACAUACCAGUA
Molecule: messenger RNA, 2211 nt
Organism: Syngnathus typhle (broad-nosed pipefish)
Lineage: Eukaryota; Metazoa; Chordata; Actinopteri; Syngnathiformes; Syngnathidae
Gene: nadkb
Product: NAD kinase b
Exons: 12
Coding region: 209-1666 (485 amino acids)
Biological process (GO): NADP+ biosynthetic process; NAD+ metabolic process
Molecular function (GO): NAD+ kinase activity
Source: RefSeq, a predicted model, not a curated record